This is a messenger RNA of Ilex paraguariensis (yerba mate), 300 nucleotides long. NCBI's taxonomy places the organism in Eukaryota, Viridiplantae, Streptophyta, Magnoliopsida, Aquifoliales, Aquifoliaceae. The record is from the annotation of a GenBank genome assembly.
AUGGCAGAGAAGAAGAUCAAAGGGUUCGCUAUUAGUGAGACAGCUUUCAUUAUAUUCCUUGUGAUGGCAACAAGGAGGUUGGAGGCAGAUAGGUUCUUCACGAGCAAUUUCAAUGAGAAGACAUACACAAAGAAGGGCUUUGAAUGGGUUAACACUACAGAGAGCUUGAAAGAAGUGUUGGAUCGACAUUACCCUGAGAUGACUCAGAAAUGGAUGAACUCCACCAGUGCCUUCUCUGUGUGGGACUCUGCCCCAAACUCUCACAAUCCCAUCCCACUCUACAUUCGUGUUCCUCAAUAA